Molecule: messenger RNA, 3150 nt
Organism: Armigeres subalbatus
Lineage: Eukaryota; Metazoa; Arthropoda; Insecta; Diptera; Culicidae
Exons: 1
Coding region: 1-3150 (1049 amino acids)
Biological process (GO): DNA integration
Molecular function (GO): nucleic acid binding
Source: RefSeq, a predicted model, not a curated record
AUGGAACCUGAUCCCGAUCUAGCCCGAACAGUGAAGGAGAAGUUGAAGGACUACAUUGCGAAAGGCUAUGUUCGUAAACUCACUACCGAAGAACUGUCAGAAAGUCAUGAACGCAUCUGGUACCUGCCGAUCUUCUUAGUAACGAACCCCAACAAACCUGGGAAGUUGAGACUCGUCUGGGAUGCAGCGGCGACGUUGAAUGGAGUAUCUCUGAAUUCGGCAUUGCUCACUGGACCAGAUUUGUUGGAACCCUUGAUACACGUUCUCUACAAAUUCCGCGGGCGACGUUUUGCGAUUUGUGGUGAUAUACGCGAGAUGUUUCACCAGGUCGCAAUCCGCAGGGAAGAUCAGCACAGUCAACGAUUCUUUCUGAGAGACGACUCGUCUCAUAAUGAACCCAGCACGUACGUCAUGCAGGUGAUGACGUUUGGUGCAUCCUGCUCCCCAGCGACAGCUCAGUUCGUAAAAAACCAGAACGCAGAACGCUUCAACGAACAGUAUCCCGAAGCCUCACGAGCAAUUGUACGGUGCACAUAUGUCGAUGAUAUGCUGAGCAGCACAGAAACGGAGCAAGAAGCAAUUGAUCUGGCAAAAUCCGUCUGGUUCGUGCACAAUGAGGGAGGAUUUGAAAUUCGGAAUUGGAUGUCCAAUUCUCCCAAAGUUCUGGAAGCGCUUCGUGGUGAUCCAAGCACCGAGAAAAGUCUCGACCUGGCAUCAACUCUUGCAACUGAAAAAGUGCUUGGUAUGUGGUGGUGUACGCAAACCGACUGCUUCACGUACAAAAUAAACUGGAGAAGACUCGGAGAGGACCUGCUAAGUGGCAAACGUUUUCCCACGAAGCGUGAAGUGCUUCGCACUAUGAUGUCCAUCUACGAUCCAUUAGGCUUAAUUUCGCACUACCUCAUCUUCCUGAAAGUGCUGCUGCAAGAAAUUUGGCGAACAGGCGUAGGAUGGGAUGAGAAGGUGAAUCAGCAAAUCUUCAACAAAUGGCAAAUGUGGCUGAAGCUUCUUCCUGGAAUUGAGCGUUUACAAAUUCCCAGGUGUUAUCGACUUCAAACAUCACUCGAACAGCACACACUAGUACAGCUACACACUUUCGUCGACGCCAGCGAAAAUGGAAUGGCUGCUGUGGCGUACCUACGAUUCGAAGAAGCCGGCACAGUCGAAUGCUCGUUAGUUACCGCGAAGACCCGUGUUGCUCCACUUAAAUAUCUCACUAUCCCCAGAUUAGAGCUUCAAGCGGCACUUAUAGGAGCUAGGCUGGCGCAGUCCAUCUUACGUGGUAUAGAUCUCGAUGUGUCCCGUUGUGUUUUUUGGACGGAUUCAAGAAACGCACUCUCAUGGAUAUGUGCAGAUCACCGACGAUACAGUCAGUUUGUGGCUGCACGAGUUAGCGAAAUAUUGGAUCUGACGGCAGUUUCCGACUGGAAAUGGGUUCCCACUAAGUGGAAUGUAGCUGAUGAAGGAACUAAAUGGCAGCGACAACCAUCUUUCGCAAACGCUAGUAGGUGGUUUCAAGGGCCUGAAUUCCUUUGGCAACAAGAAGCAGAUUGGCCAAUGAUGCCUGUCCGUAUUGCGGAGACUGCAGAGGAGCUACGUGCCAACGUUCACAUUCAUUAUGAAACGGCAAAGUUGGAGUUUCCAUUCAACAAUUUUCGGAAUUGGAGAAAGCUGGCUCGUUCGACAGCAUAUAUUUUUCGGUUUAUCAGAAACACCCGUCCCAAGGGGUUCUCUCGAAUGGAUGGUGGUCUGACAAUGGAAGAAAUCCAACAUGCAGAGAACUUCCAUAUUCGCACCACCCAGCAAGAUACGUUUCAGGAGGAGAUAUCAAUUCUUCGUCGCAAAGGAAACGACGCUGCGCUUCCCAAACGAAGCCCUUUGUUCAAAUUGGUUCCCUUCCUUGACGAUCAAGGAAUACUACGCAUGAAAGGCAGGACAGGAGCAUGCAAGUACGUUUCACUGGACGCAGUCAAUCCCAUCAUCCUUCCGCGUGAUCACCCGAUAACGCACAUUAUCAUACGGACUUACCACGAUAAAUUUCACCACCACAACCACGAAUCUGUGAUCAACGAGGUUCGUCAAAAGUUCUGCGUUGCACGGCUCCGUCGGAUGUAUGCCAAAGUUAGAUCCGAUUGCCCGCGGUGCAAAUUGAGGGACGCACGUCCUAACCCUCCAGCAAUGGCAGAUCUCCCUGCAUGCCGACUAGCCGCGUACAGCUGUCCGUUCACGCACACCGGCAUAGAUUAUUUUGGUCCAAUGGAAGUAUCUGUAGGUAGAAGGGUCGAGAAGCGGUGGGGGGUUCUACUAACUUGUCUGACAAUACGCGCUGUCCAUAUUGAAUUAGCUAGCUCUUUAACCACUAACUCAUGCAUUAUGGCGAUACGCAAUUUCAUUGCCCGUCGUGGAACUCCAGCUGCAUUUUAUAGCGACAGAGGCACCAACUUCAUCGGCUCUGAACGUGAGCUAAAGCAGGCCCUAAAGACCAUCAACCAGAACAAGCUGGCACAAGAGUUUGUGAGCUCAAAUACUUCAUGGAGUUUCAAUCCCCCGGCUUCUCCCCAUAUGGGGGGGAGUUGGGAACGGCUGGUACAGUCCGUUAAGCGAACAUUGUAUGAAGUUAAGCCAUCAUCAAGGCCGACCGACGAGGAACUGAAGAACGCGUUGAUAGAAGUUGAAGCCAUCCUAAAUGCACGACCACUUACUCAUGUUCCGCUCGAAGAUGAAGCAGCUCCUGUACUCACUCCAAAUCACUGGCUGUUGGGGUCAUCCAAUGGAUUGAAAGCAUGGUCUCUAUUGGACAGCAACUCUAUCGCAUUAAGACGUGGUUGGCAUCAAUCACAAGCCUUUGCUAACCACUUCUGGAAGAGAUGGAUUCGGGAGUAUCUACCGGACCUAACGAGGCGCAGCAAAUGGUUUCAGAAAGUCGCACCCAUCAAGGAAGGAGAUAUAGUUCUGAUCGUUGAUCCGGAACAUCCAAGAAAUUGCUGGCCAAAAGGACGGGUCAUUGGUACGGUUAACCGAGACGGUCAGGUACGUAAGGUUACCAUUCGAACCGCGAAGGGCGUGUACGAGAGGGCAGCUGUAAACGUAGCGGUUCUUGAUGUCCGAGGCAAGGAGUUAGCAGACUCAGAGGCGGAGUCAGCAAACUAG